AUGUCUGAUUUAGAUGAAGAUUUAUUAGCAUUGGCUGGUGCUGAUGAAGAGGACGAGGAAGAAGUUUUAACCACCACAAAUAAGAGAACUAAGGGCUCCUCCAACUCCCAAGUGAAAAAGAGACGGAUUGAAGUUGAUAGUGAGGAUGAGGAAGAUGACUACAACCCGGACGACGGCUAUGAACCGGUAGAUGUAAGUGACAAAGAAGAGGAAGAAGAGGAAGAGAAUCCAUUCCCACUUGAAGGAAAAUAUAAAGACACUGCUGACCGUGAUCAUUUGGAAUCGUUACCUGAAAUGGAGCGUGAAACUAUACUGUUCGAAAGAUCUCAGGUUAUGAGGAAGUACCAAGAAAGAAAACUGUUCAGAGAGCGUGGCAGGAACUUAAAACAACAAAAAAUUCAAGCGGGUGAGGAUUCACAAAAGACUAGAUCGUCCAAUAGAUCAACAAGAGCCACAGGCCAUUCUGAUAUAAAAGCUUCAAAAUUAUCACAACUGAAAAAACAACGAGAAAGAAAGAGCAAAGGACGUAGAAGUUCUGAUUACGAAGAAAGUGAUGAGGAUAAUUACGGCGAUGAGGAUGAGUUCAAGGAUGAUUUUAUUGAAGAAGAUAGCGAUUACAAAGAAAACGAUGAUGACGAGGAAGGUUAUGACCCAUACGCUAGAAAAUCCAAGUACGCGCAGGAUAAUGAUGAGGAAGAAGAUGAGGAAGUUGAAUGGGCUGAACAACUAGACAGAGAUGCUGAGGUACAAGACUUCAAUAAAAUACGAAUUGGUCGUUCAUUUGUCGCAAAGUACUGUUUUUAUCCUGGCUUUAAUGAACUAAUCCAAGGCUGCUAUGGACGUGUCAAUGUUGGUGUCGAUAAAAGAACUGGUAAUGCUGCAUACAGGAUGGUGAAAAUUGAGAAAGUGUUUUUACAAAAACCUUACAAUAUGGGCAAAUUUUUUACCAACCAAUAUUUUGGUGUGACUCAAGGUAAAGAUAGAAAGGUAUUUCAGAUGAACUUCUUCAGUGAUGGACCUUUUGUCGAACAAGAAUUUGAGCGUUACCUAAAAGCGCUUGAUAGUUCGAAUAUACCUAAGCCUUCUCCUUAUAAUAUAAAAACUAAGUUUAAGGAAAUUAGCGAAUUCAUAUCACAACCUCUAACUGAGAAGCUUACCGAUGAAAUUGUGCGCAAUAGAAUGGUAUUGAAUAAGAAACUUUCUGGUACAAACGCUGUUUUAGAGAAGACAAUACUAAAGGACAAGCUUCGCUAUGCCAAAGAAAAUGGUAACGAGCAUGACAUUGCAAAAUAUUCUAAACAGUUAAGAAACUUUGAAAAACGCAUGGCGAUGUAUGAGAAACAUCAUGAAAAUGAUCAAGCUGAUAUUAAGAAGCUUGAAGGCCUAACUUCGAAGAACAGAAAGCUAAAUAUGAACAGAAUAAGAAACGCAGAGAGUAUCAAGAAAGAAGAGGAUGUCAAUUUCGAUUCCAAGAGUGAUCCUUUCAGUAGAUUAAAGACAAGAACAAAGGUCUACUACCAAGAAAUUCAAAAGGAGGAAAAUGAAAAGGCAAAAGAAGAAGCUGCACAAGAACAAUUGAAGAUCGAUGAGGAAACAAAGAAAGAAAAGGAGAAACAACUGAUGUUAGCAGAGUUUAGGAGACUAGGAGGUCUACAAAAGAUCAUUGGCUCCAUCAAUGUUGAUAUUAAAUUGGAUAUUUAG
Nakaseomyces glabratus is the source of this 1701-nucleotide messenger RNA. RefSeq names its product RNA polymerase-associated protein (gene RTF1). Gene Ontology annotation, cellular component: Cdc73/Paf1 complex. NCBI's taxonomy places the organism in Eukaryota, Fungi, Ascomycota, Saccharomycetes, Saccharomycetales, Saccharomycetaceae. The record is from RefSeq and is a predicted model, not a curated record. Gene Ontology annotation, molecular function: RNA polymerase II C-terminal domain phosphoserine binding; DNA binding.